Messenger RNA from Daphnia magna, 2796 nucleotides. RefSeq lists its product as uncharacterized. NCBI's taxonomy places the organism in Eukaryota, Metazoa, Arthropoda, Branchiopoda, Diplostraca, Daphniidae. The transcript has 2 exons. The record is from RefSeq and is a predicted model, not a curated record. The coding region runs from base 1 to 2796 and encodes 931 amino acids. Gene Ontology annotation, biological process: DNA integration. Gene Ontology annotation, molecular function: nucleic acid binding.
AUGGCGCCACCAACGGGACAAAAUACGACCACGCCACAACACCGACCAGCACAGCGCGGCACGUUUAUGCAGCAUCAGCUACAUUCCCUGGAGGGCGCAGGGGCGGUUGGCCAAGAAGAAGCACGAUUCAUGGACGAAGAAUAUGUUAUGCAUGAACUCAGGUCCUCUAGCGGUGGAGAGGAGUGGCACGAGGAGUUGUCGGUGGAUGGCAGCGUUCCCAUACGCUUUAAGUUGGACUCCGGUGCCACCUGCAACGUCCUUCCAUUGGAAUCGUACAAGCGUGUACACAAGUCUAGUACAGUGCUGACCCCUGGACCACGAAUAAGUAAUUAUGGCGCGAGAGGAGGUUAUCUUAAUGUUCUGGGUGUGCUGACGAGUGCAAUCGUCCGUCGUGGAGUGGCAUACACCGUAAAGUUCGUAGUCGUCGACGAACCCGGACAACCGCCGAUCUUGGGCCUACCGACGUGCCAGCACAUGCAGCUCAUCCAGAGAGUUCACUCCAUAACGCAAGACCAGCUGAAAGACGUACCACCGAUUGUGUCAGAGUUCAAAGACAUUUUCACUGGGAUCGGCAAACUCCCCGUUGAACACGACAUUCGCUUGACGACUGGUGCGAAUUACGUCGACCCGGUAGUGUGUGCCGCCAGCCGGUUGCCAUUCCGGUUGGAGGAGAAAGUGUUUAAAAAACUAGACCAAAUGGUGAAAGACGACAUAAUAGUUCCGGUAGUAGAGCCAACGGAGUGGGUGAGCAGGAUGCUGGUAGUGGGCAAACCAGAUGGAGACGUUAGGAUCUGCCUAGACCCGUCGGAGCUCAACAAAGCAAUUCUACGUCAACAUUUUUCCGUCCCGACAAUCGAACAGCUGUUCGGAAAAAUUGGAAAGGCAAAAUACUUUUGCAGCCUGGAUGCCGCCUCUGGUUUUUACCAAAUUCCGCUCUCGGAUCGUGCGUCGUAUUUAUGCACCAUGGCCACUCCCAAAGGUCGCUACAGGUAUCUUCGUCUACCCUUUGGAAUUAAGUCGGCCCCGGAAGUAUACCUACAAGUGAUGUCCGACCUGUUCGGCGACCUCCAGGGGGUGAUCGUCUAUUUCGACGACUUCCUAGUGACUGGAGAAACGAUUGAAGAGUUGGACGCGAACUUACGGCAGGUAUUUGUGAGAUGCCGGGAAAACAAUCUUAAAUUGCAGCUUAAAAAGUGUCGAUUCUUCCUUAACCAGUUGCCGUGGUUGGGACACAUAAUCGGACAAGGCACGCUCAGCCCAGACCCGGAAAAAGUGGAGGCAAUUGUCAAUAUGCCUGAUCCUACCGACAAAACCAGUCUAACUCGCCUGUUGGGAAUGGUGACUUACCUUGACAAAUUCUGUAAAAAUCUUGCAGCACUAACACGGCCUCUUCGCGACAUGUUAAAGAAGGAUGUGGCCUGGUUCUGGGACAGUCAACAACGGAAAGCCCUGUUUGAGCUCAGAAACGCAAUGUCGUCCCUGCCAACUCUUCGCCUGUUUGACGUCAACCGCCCCGUCGUCGUCUCCGUUGACGCGUCGCCAAUAGGGAUAGGAGCAGUUUUAAUGCAAGAAGGACAGCCGGUGGCGUUCUCGUCCACGACGCUAACGGUCACCCAGAAGAGAUAUUGCCAAAUCGAAAAGGAAUUGUUGGCCGUCCAAUUCGGCCUUACCCGUUUUCGACAGUACGUGUACGGUCAGUGUGUGACUGUAGAGUCCGAUCACAAGCCACUAGUCGGCUUAUUAGACAAGCCCAUAGCGUCGUGUUCUCCCAGAAUUCAACGAAUGAGGUUGCAGCUGCAACGAUUUGAUUUUCAGUUGGUGUACAAACCGGGUAAAGAACUUUUUAUUGCCGACACCCUCAGCCGAGCACCAUCCCCCCGUGUGUAUAGUGACGACGUCACCACCGAGUGCGAGGAACAAGUACACCAUGUCAUCAACAGUGUAGCGCCAAUGGAAUCAACCCGUCAGAGAUACGCGAGAGCCACUUCAGAAGACCCUACACUCCAACUGUUGCAAUCAGUCAUGCUGGCGGGUUGGCCAGAGCAUAGAAGCCAGUUUCCUGCAGCGAUCAAGCCGUUUUGGCCGGUUCGAAGUGACUUGGUGGUAGUCGACGGCGUUGUUCUGUUGGGGUCCAGACUGGUGGUACCAGUAGCCCUAAGACGCGAAGCGAUGGAUGGCGUCCACGAUGGCCACUUCGGAGAGACAAAAAGUGUGCUGCGGGCCAAGUCUUCUGUCUAUUGGCCGGGCUGGGAGGACCACAUCCGAAAUGUGGUAGCCAGUUGUCCCGUUUGUCAGGAAAACAGACCAAAAAAUCCCAGACUGCCCCUGUUUCCGGUCCGGAUUCCGGAAUACGCGUUUCAGUUGGUCUCGGCGGACCUUUUUGAGUUCAAUAACGUGAACUACAUCUUGGUCGUCGAUUCAUACAGCAAGUGGCCGUGCGUGGUGCCGUUGCGGUCAAUCUCGUCGUCAGCCGUCAUCAACGAAAUGACACGUUUCUUCUGUGAUUUUGGACGCCCAGAAAUACUAGAGUCCGACAACGGAACCCAGUUUGCCUCUGCCGAGUUUCGUGAGUUCUGUCGCAAUUUGGGUGUCGCGCAAGUGACGUCGAGUCCCGAGUUUGCUCAAUCGAACGGGCUGGUGGAACGCCACGUCCACACCGUGAAGAAAACAAUCUUGAAAAUGUUCGAGGAAGGCAAAUCGUUGUGGGACGCGCUGACGAAACUUUCGAGGAAAUCUCCCGUUUUUGCCGUCGGAAUUGACACCCCGGCUCGUGCCUGCGUCAGUAGUGACGUCUGA